Cyclopterus lumpus (lumpfish) is the source of this 1562-nucleotide messenger RNA. Its product is annotated as annexin A13-like. Gene Ontology annotation, cellular component: cytoplasm. The transcript has 11 exons. Gene Ontology annotation, molecular function: calcium-dependent phospholipid binding; calcium ion binding. NCBI's taxonomy places the organism in Eukaryota, Metazoa, Chordata, Actinopteri, Perciformes, Cyclopteridae. The record is from RefSeq and is a predicted model, not a curated record. Bases 134 to 1084 code for a protein of 316 amino acids.
GACAGGGCUGAGUCCUUUCGGGAAAAUCCGACCGGAUUUGACACGCAUCACUUCAACUCCAGCGCAGCUCCACACGUCAGGACACACAGCUCUCAUUGUCACUUUACAACCGGACAGAGUGUUCUGGAACAACAUGGGAAACGUGCAGCCCACCAUCGUCCCAUAUGAGGACUUCGAUGUCACAGCUGAUAUCAAGGCGAUCAGAAAAGCUUGUAAAGGUUUCGGCACAGACGAAGAGGUCAUUAUUCAGAUCUUGGCCAAUCGCUCUGCAGCUCAGCGUGUGGACAUCAAACAGGCCUACUUUGAGAAGUAUGAUGACGAGUUAGAGGAGGUCCUGAAGAAGGAGCUGACAGGUAGUUUUGAGAAAGCCACCAUAGCCAUGUUGGAGCCUCCUCAUAUUUACUUCACCAAGGAGCUGAGGAAGGCCAUGAAGGGGGCGGGCACGGACGAAGACGUACUGGUGGAGAUCCUGUGCACAUCCACCAAUGAGGACAUCUUGAGCUUCAAGAGCACUUAUGCACAGGUGCACGAGCGUGAACUAGAGGCCGACAUUGAGGAUGACACCAGUGGAGACGUGAGGAACCUGCUGAUGUCACUGCUGCAGGCGAGCAGAGACGAAGGCUAUGAAGUGGAUGAGAGUUUAGCCGAACAGGAUGCCACAUCUUUGUUUGAGGCAGGAGAAGGCAGAUGUGGCACAGAUGAGUCCACCUUCACCUUCAUCCUGACACACAGAAACUACAUGCAGCUUCAGGCCACCUUUAAGAUCUACGAGUCGCUUUCAGGAACAGACAUUUUGGACACUAUUGACUCUGAAGCAACAGGAACUCUCAAGGACUGCUACAUAACUCUGGUCAGGUGUGCUAAGAACCCGCAGCUGUAUUUUGCCCGACGCCUUAAUGCCGCCAUGAAGGGACUGGGCACUGAUGAAGACACACUCAUUCGGAUGAUUGUAGGCCGCUCUGAGAUCGACCUGGAGACCGUGAAGGACAUGUACCUGGAGAAAUACGAUGUCACCCUGAAAGACGCUCUGGAUUCAGAGUGCGGUGGCGACUUCAAACGCCUCCUCAUUGAGAUCCUGCACUAAAGCUUCUCACCUUCCUCCUACAGGCCUUAUUUAACCAAUGUGAAACAGUUUUUUCUCUCUCAUCCUUCCUCCUCUUCUAUGUACUCCGUCUUACUCAUUCCCUUUGUGGACGUCUUUCUGACAGUCAGUUCUCAUUGCAGCAUGGACCAAAAACCAACUCAUUAUUAUAUUAUACUGUGUUUUACUAAUGAAACAUUGACAUUCAUAGUCUUUGAACACACUGUUUUUCCAACAUACAAUGAAUGUUAUUCCUUUUAACAGUACUAUGGCAUCAUUGUUGAACGUAUGUGGAACUUGUGCAGCUGAUCGUGUUCAUGUAUUCAUCCAAAUGAAUAGUGUUAGUCCAGUUCUUUAUUCAUAAUCAAAAGCUUGAAAGUCUUUUUAUGUUAUAGCUGUAGUUUACCAUUUCAAGCGUAUCCCAAAUAGGAAAAUAUUAAGAGGCUGCUGCUGCUCAACAUAAAUGAUGUGUUAUAUUUGA